Messenger RNA from Encephalitozoon hellem ATCC 50504, 1020 nucleotides. RefSeq lists its product as uncharacterized. Bases 1 to 1020 code for a protein of 339 amino acids. The record is from RefSeq and is a predicted model, not a curated record. The transcript has a single exon. Lineage: Eukaryota; Fungi; Microsporidia; Unikaryonidae.
AUGGACGGGUAUUUGAAGGAGCAUCCGGGCUCCAGGACCCUUGCAGACGAGCUUUCCAAGUUGGCGUCGACUGAUGGGGUGGAUCUGUCGAGAUAUGUAGACCCUGAAAAUCUUGAGCUGAUAGACCAUAUAUAUGCAGGAAGAAUAUACAAGUCGAAGGAUGUCAGGAAGGUGCUAAGGAGGAUUGCCGGGAGGGAAGGCUCGAGGGCGGAGAAGAUUGCGUAUGAGAUGCUUUGCAAGAGAAGGAUUGUUUUUGAUAACUACCUGCUCAAGUUGUCCUUUGUAAAGAGGUUCAGAAGGUUUAGGAGAUUCCUUGUCGAUGGAAAUGGGAUUGAAUACAGAAUGCAGAUGAUGCUCCAUAAGCUGCUCUACCUCAGAGAGGAUGUGAUUGGGGAGAUAGAAAAGGAGAUUACAAAGAUCUCGGGUGAAAAGGUAUGGGUUUAUGUCGGGGUUCUUGGGAACUUAUUAAGCCGAGAUGUGGUUAUAAGGAUUAUGGAUUAUGUGGACAUUGAGGUAAAGCCUUUUGUGGGAUCUUUUUUGCCAAAGGAGGACUACUACAACAAAAUAUGCUGUACGAUUCUGAGGUCACCCUCUUCCGAGAAGGUGAGAAUAAUCUCGUCGAUGGGCACGAUCGAUAAGACACAGCUGUACAGAUCACUACUCUGCGCAUGGUUUUCCGAUGAUGUGGAAAAGCGAAGGUUUUCGGAUUUUAUGGAAUUGAUGAAGCUAGUGAAAGUUGAGAAGAGUAUGAGGAUGGAGAUAGUUAAUGGGUAUCUAAGCGGGCUUGUAUAUCAUCGAAUGUUAGGGGAGUUUAUGAAGCUGUUUGAGCACAUGAAGAAAGCAGGGGUUAGUGGAGAUGAAGGCAGGGUGUUUGAGAAGCUCUACAAUGCGAUCCGCAGGUACAAGAAAGGAGGGAGGUUGGAACUAGCUGGAUUUCUAAGCAAGUGCAAAGAAGGAAGAAGAAAAGGAAUGCUUUCGCCAUAUAGUUGGCAAGAUAUAUAUGAUGUAUACAAGGAGUGA